Molecule: messenger RNA, 352 nt
Organism: Paramecium octaurelia
Lineage: Eukaryota; Ciliophora; Oligohymenophorea; Peniculida; Parameciidae
Source: the annotation of a GenBank genome assembly
AGUAAAACUUGAUGUGAAGAUCAAUAGAACCCUUAAAUUAUUUUGGAGUAGCAUUUUAUGCAAUAUAGAACUGUCUUGGGCAUUAUGUCGACAGUUUUAUGCCUACUAAUUUAUGACGAGUGGUUUUAUGUGUAAUACUAUGUUAAAAUUCGUAAAAUAGAGGAAUCCUCAUAGAAACCAAAGUAUAAUAGUGUACUUAUUAUGAAUAAAGAGGACCUUUACAAUUUGAAGUUGUAAUUAAUUUAAUUUAAUAGAAAUUUAGUAUUCAGGAAUUGUAAUUCAAUUAAGAUAGCAAAAUAUUUUUAGAUGGAUAAGGAGGGCAUAAAUGAAUGAUAGAUUAUUGAAUUUGAGC